CAUACUGCACAUUUGUUUCACGAUUUGUCUUUGCAUGUAUCCAGAGUUCUUUCUGUACAUACUUGCCAGUUUUUGUCAGUGAAAACAUGUCAGUCCAGUAUGCAGUGUCAAGGCAGUCUGGAUCUAUCAGAGGUCCGGGUAGUGUACGGAUCUCUCAGUUUUCCUCUCCAUCUGCCCCUGUUGUCCGCAAAGCUUACAGUGUGUAUGGGUUAGGAACAGGUGGCCGAACUCUUGCUUCAGCCCCAGCGUAUGGUGGCAACGUAAUAUCAUCAUCCUUUACUAGUUUGGGGUCUGCAGCAGGUGGUUUGGGUGGAGGCUAUGGGGCUGGUUCAGGCUAUGGUAAUUUUGCUGCAGCCUUGAGUGGGGUAGCAGAUGGUGGUUUUCUUGGUGGAAAUGAAAAAGUAACCAUGCAAAACCUGAAUGACCGUCUGGCUUCCUAUAUGGAUAAAGUGCGCAACCUAGAGAAUGCAAACUUCGAACUGGAGAAAAAUAUCAAAGAUCGUUACUUGAAGCAAUCUCAGGGAGGAGAAGGGACAGGCCGUGACUACAGUCAAUAUGAAAAGACAAUUGAUGACCUGAGGGAUAAGAUCCAGAAUGCAAACAUGGAAAUUGCCAGCAUUAUGCUUGGUUUUGAUAAUGCUAAACUGGCUGCUGAAGACUUCAAAUCCAAGUUUGAGGUUGAACAAACUAUGAGAAAUAACGUUGAAGGAGAUAUAAAUGGUAUGCGUAAACUCCUGGAUGAACUAACCCUGUGCAGGGCUGAUCUAGAGUUAAAAAUUGAAAGUCUCAAAGAAGAACUUGCUUAUAUGACUAAGAGCCAUGAAGAGGAAUCAGAUGCACUGCGUAACCAGAUUACUGGUGAAAUCACUGUAGAUCUUGAAGUGGCUCCAAACCUUGACAUAACAAAAUCACUGGAAGAAAUGAGAGCCCAGUAUGAUGUUUUGGAGAAGAAGAACAAGGCUGAUGCUGAAGCAUGGUUCAAAGACAGGGCUGAAGCACUAAAUAAGGAAGUCUCUACUGACACAAAAUUGCUGCAGACCCAGACAUCAGAAAUAGCAGAUUUGAGACGCACCUUGCAAGGACUGGAAAUUGAGAAGCAGUCUCAACUUGCUAUGAAAAAUUCUUUAGAAAACACAUUAGCUGAAACAGAAGGUCGCUAUGGUGCAAUGUUGCAGAAUAUCCAAUCAUCCAUCCAUGAUAUAGAAGAUAAUCUAGCUCACCUUAGGGCAGAAAUUGAGCGUCACUCACGGGAAUACCAGAUGCUAUUUGACAUCAAAACAAGACUGGAACAUGAGAUUGCUGUUUAUCACAAGCUACUUGAAGGAGAUGAAGGCCGAGUCCACAGUAAUACCACAAUAUUAUCAGGUCCACAGGCAAGCAUGCAGAUUAAAACAAUUGUAGAAGAGUACAAAGACAAAAAGAAGAUCUCUCAGAUUGAGGAGAAGCAUGGACAUCUGUAAAACAAUCUACGUUAUUGCAAAGACAGUCUGCAUCUAGGCAAUAAAAAUAAUAAAGAUAUGUGUUAAGAUUAUACAUGAAAAUGGAACUGAAGAAGGGAAAGGGAUCAGGAAGGUGUAAUGACCCCCAUAUAAGAAGAUCAUUUACUUAAAAAUCCAAAAGCUGUUUUUUUUCUAUUGCCUACAUUCCGACAUAUUUUUAACAGUGGUAGGGGUAUCUAGACAUUAUUCAAAUGUGCGUGUGACUAUUGGGUAAAUAAUGCAAUGGGAACAUUAUAGCUAAUCUUUCCUCACUUCAUAAUAACCAAUAAAAAGAUUUGCAAAGCAGUAUAUGUAGAAAAAAGAAACAGAAAAUAGUUUCUUACUUUUAAGCAACAUACUAUACAGAAGACAGCAAAACAAAGUUCAGAUACUGUAAGUGUUCAAAAAAUGACUUUUCCUAAUAGUCAAAAGUGUAUCUGCAUAAAUAGGUGCAUUACAGGUAAUUCACUACAUUCUAACCCUUGCAGCUUUUUGUAUUACUGUGAGUUAUGUAAUAAACCUAGCUUUGUGAUUUAUCUCAUAUCCAAUAUGUAAUAAAAUAAUUUCUUUGCCACCUCA
Messenger RNA from Protopterus annectens (West African lungfish), 2057 nucleotides. RefSeq names its product keratin, type I cytoskeletal 19-like. Bases 87 to 1460 code for a protein of 457 amino acids. Lineage: Eukaryota; Metazoa; Chordata; Ceratodontiformes; Protopteridae. Gene Ontology annotation, molecular function: structural molecule activity. The transcript is spliced from 8 exons. The record is from RefSeq and is a predicted model, not a curated record.